ACCAUUUGACUGCACACGACUGGAUAAAAUAAAACACGAAAACCCCGGAUCUGUUUUUUUUAUGACCGACAAUAUGUCUCUCCAAUAGGAUAUAUUUGAAGAAUGUUACCUGUUUUAAAUACAGGCAUUAAUUUUUUCUCGGAUUUAUUGUCGAUUGGGAAACAGUUUCAAACCUGUUACCACAAGGCCCCUUUGUUCCCUGAUGAAUAAUUCAUGUAUUGAUUUCGGGCGAUUAACAAUGACUAUUUGACAUAGGAAAUGUUUAUUUCUGUAUUUGCUGUGGGUUUAAUGCAUCUACAAGAAAACACCGAGAAUUACAGAAAUUCUGCCAGAAAAGAAUAAAAAUGUGAACGUAUUUUUCCCAACUCCAACCGAGGCCUGACUGGCAACAUGUUUCCCUGUUUUCACUGCCCACCGUCGCUCCACCCGGCAGUACGACCCCUGGGGCUGGACUACAGCUGCCAGCCACACACACCAUAUCCGGCAUAUGGUCUGCACACAGAUCUCCAUGAUGACACGUUUGCGCGGCGAAAGCAGCGUCGCAACAGAACGACCUUCACCUUACAACAGCUGGAGGAACUUGAAAAAGCCUUUGCACAGACCCACUACCCAGAUGUAUUCAUGCGCGAGGAUCUGGCGAUGCGCAUUAAUCUCACAGAGGCUCGUGUUCAGGUGUGGUUCCAGAAUCGGCGCGCCAAGUGGAGAAAGAGUGAACGAUUUGCACAACAACAACCUCAAGGGGGCAAGGGUGACAUGCCCGGGGGUGAGGAGUCAGAACAGCAUAGUGACACCGAUAUAGGUGUGGAGGUUGGACAGGAAGUUGAGAGACCGGAAGAUCUUGAGGAGGUGAAGGACACAUUGGGCGAGACAGGGGAAAUAACUGUGGCUGAGGAAACGAAACUUUCAGUUGUAGCAUCACCCGUUUUAGAGUCUAAGCCUAUUGUUUGUACAGAAACUCAAGAUGUUAGUGACAUUCCAGAAAACCUUGUGAUCAAAGACGAUACGGAAGAGUCUGAUCGGGAGAAUAAAGGUGAAGGACGGGAUUUGUGUGUGUCUGAUACAGAAGGGCGGGAGACACCAGACGACCACGAAGGGGCAGACGACAGGAGCACGACAACAGACGACAGACAACAGGUACAAACAGAGGAGGAUACAAACAGACCCACCUCGUCUGAGUUCGACUCCCUGGCGUCUGGUGAGCCUUCCUCCCCAGCAGGUCUGAAGACAUCGGUCAGCGGUAUGCCGUCUCUUGGAUUGCCACAAUCAGACUUCUUCGCUAAAGUGAGCGCGGGGCAUCUUCCGUUCUCGCAGUCGCUCCUUGUGGCCUCAGCAUCAAGGCCUGGAUUCUUCCCGAUGUUUGACGGGUCCAGCAUGAAGCCAUGCUACGAUGCUCAUUUCAACCACAGACCCCUGCUUCAACACUAUCCACAUCCAGCUUUCAAAGGUUGUAUGCCAUUUUGCCUGUGUUCCAACCCGUCUCGACCAACCUGGCCACCAUUUCUAGGAAUGCACGAGCACCGGAACUCAUCUGUCGCAGAACUGAGGCGGCGUGCACGUGAGCAUGCAGAAGCCAUGGUUGCCAGUUCAACCGACCGACUGUUUAAACCAGAGUAAUCACCCAUCCAGUCAUUACACCAUAUCAAGAUAACAUUGUAAAAUAAUUAUGAUCACCAUGUAUCAUAAAUUAAGAAUAUUUCAACCUCUAACGUAAUGGACAUUGUGUUAUUCUGCAUACGAAGCCAAAGAAUCAAGGUCAUUUUACCAUGUGGGCGGAAGGACGUCUUAUAAAGAAGUGGACAUAUCAUGUGACCGGAAGUUCAGAUGUCAUCACGUGGCCAAGAUGGCGUCAUGAACUAUCAAAAAUAGUGCUGUUUUGUAUAUACUGAUUAUUCAGGCCAAUAAUCAUACAUGUUACACUAGUUGAUCCACAUAUGUAAAUACAUAUCAUGCCAAAUGACAUGAUCUAUACACAUGGAGAAAGAGAAGUCUUUAAUGUAUUAUUUGAACCCUCUGAGCCCAUGACUGAUCACAUAUGAAUAUAAAGAUAUUGUCUGAAUGUGAACUUGUCAGUGUAAAUAUGACGCGUUUGUGUGUAUGUACGACGAUUACCGUUAUGUUUACAACGAUAUAUUACGGAUGGGGAACGCUUUUUGCUUCGUGUAAAUGUUGGCAAGAAAAUGGAAAUAUGAUUUUUUUCACAAUUAUCCUUCUAUCGUAACAGCGUUUAUUAUGAUUUUCAUAUUUUUGUAUUAAUACGCAUCGUCUCUGUGAUAUUUCAUUCUUUUUGUUUGUUAGUCUAAUCAUUUGAUAAUACAAAUUGCGUAGAUCGAUGCUCAAGCUGUUGAUCACGGGAUUGUCUGGCCCAGACUCGAUUAUUUACAGACCGCCGCCAUAUAGCUGGAAUAUUGCUGAGUGCGGCGUAAAAUUAAACUCACUCACUUAAUCAUUUGAUAAUACUAUUUGGACAUAAGAGGUUAUGACAUUUCAAAGAACUCAUAUAUAUUUCCGCUAUUAAAUGAUCACGAUGAGGAUAUACAGAGGACAAAAAUCAUUUAGAACAUCAUUGAGAUUGUAUUCAUUUUAUUAUACCGAAAGAAACUGACAAACAAAAGAACGUAGGCACGUGAAAACAGGAUGUGACAAAAUACAAACUACAAAUCGUUACACAACUUACACAAAUUCGAAUCACCUGUUCAUGUUUGUUUUAUGUUUCACCACAAUAUACAACAUGGGUGAACACUUUCCUUUGUCGACAGUUUCUAUCACUGAUGCGAACAAGGUUUAAAACCAUUGAAAUUAUUUGUUUUGCGAGCGACUUCAAACAAUAUAACUAUUAUUAUAUAAAUAACAUGAUCGUUGAUCCAUUAUGCCAAAGGUAGGCAUUCAUGUAUUCUAAGAUUAUAUGAAUUUAAUAAUAGUUGUCAAUACAUCAGUGUUAUAAUAUGAUUAUUUUACCUGCCCUGAAUCAGCAUAAGUAACAUUUGUGUUUAUUGCAUACCUCCUCGUUAUCUUUGCUUCUUUUCUUAUGUUGUAGUGCUAGUGCAAUAAACUGACAUGCUGUCAUGUCAUGCAGUCUUGGUGCAUUUGUUUAAGCCAUGACAUUUUGGUGCAAUCGUUUAUGUCAGCAAUUUAAUUUAUAUUUUUAUUUAUUACUUGUGGCAAUUUUGUAUACUUACAAAGUGUAUAUGUACGUUCAAAUGUUGUAAUGAUUGUUGACAUGUUGAAAUAAUGUUUUGUUUUGAAUAAAAUAAUCGAAAUAGAAA
Haliotis rubra (blacklip abalone) is the source of this 3263-nucleotide messenger RNA. RefSeq names its product diencephalon/mesencephalon homeobox protein 1-like. The coding region runs from base 391 to 1614 and encodes 407 amino acids. The transcript is spliced from 7 exons. The record is from RefSeq and is a predicted model, not a curated record. Gene Ontology annotation, biological process: regulation of transcription by RNA polymerase II. Gene Ontology annotation, molecular function: RNA polymerase II transcription regulatory region sequence-specific DNA binding; DNA-binding transcription factor activity, RNA polymerase II-specific. NCBI's taxonomy places the organism in Eukaryota, Metazoa, Mollusca, Gastropoda, Lepetellida, Haliotidae.